Molecule: messenger RNA, 1656 nt
Organism: Cyphellophora europaea CBS 101466
Lineage: Eukaryota; Fungi; Ascomycota; Eurotiomycetes; Chaetothyriales; Cyphellophoraceae
Exons: 5
Coding region: 1-1656 (551 amino acids)
Biological process (GO): transmembrane transport; amino acid transport
Cellular component (GO): membrane
Molecular function (GO): transmembrane transporter activity
Source: RefSeq, a predicted model, not a curated record
AUGUUCGGCCAACGCGACGACAACGCCGGACGGGCGCCCGCCGCCGAAAGCAAUGCCGACGACAUCAUCAAGGCUGAAGUUGCGGCUCUGAACCAGCUCGGAUACCGGCAAGAGCUCAAGCGCGACUUCUCGCUCUGGGGCAUCGUCGCCUUCUCGUUCUCCAUCGUCACUUCAUGGACCGCGUUAUCGGGUGUCAUGAUUAUAGGCGUCCAGUCCGGUGGCCCGCCGGUGAUCAUCUGGUCUUGGAUCGCCAUCUGCCUGCUCACGCUUGCCGUUGCCUACAGUCUGGCCGAGAUGUGCUCGGCGUACCCGGUGGCUGGAGGCCAGUAUUGCUGGGUGGCGGUGUUCGCGCCCAAGAAGCUGCGUCGCGGCAUGAGUUAUGUCUGCGGAUGGUUUCUGUUGAUAGGCAUCUUGGCCAUGGGCGCGACGAGUCACUUCGUUACCGCGAACUUCGUUAUGGGCCUCGCCAACCUCAACAAUAGAGCCUUCGUCAUCCAGCGGUGGCAUACGGUUCUCGUGGCUUGGGCGAUUGCCACAGGAACGCUCGUGUUCAAUGCCUUCUUUGCGCGCCUGCUGAAUCGGACGUCGCAAGGGUUCUUGAUCCUCAACAUUUCUGGUUUCGUCAUCAUUGUCAUCACUAUCCUCGUGAUGAACGACAACAAAAACUCGGCCAGCUUUGUUUUUGCUGACUUUGUGAAUCUGACCGGAUUCUCUGACUCGUACACCGCGAUUCUCGGCCUGCUGCAGGCAGCUUUCGGCAUGUGCUGCUAUGACAGUGCCAGUCGAAUGACCGAAGAAGUCAAGAAUGCCCGAAAGCAGGCACCUCGUGCUAUCGUCAUGGCUGUCUACAUUGGAUUCUUCACCGGCUUUGUCUUCCUGAUCGCGGCAUGCUACUGUAUGGGCGACGUGGCAGAUAUGGCCGCCAGCACCACCGGGGUGCCCAUCAUCGAGAUCUUCUACCACUCUACUGGCACUGAAGCAGGCGCAACCGGACUUGCUUCUCUCAUCCUCGUGAUCGGCCUCGGCGCCUCAAACGGCCUCACAGCCACCGGAGGCCGGUCCAUCUACGCCUUUGCUCGGGACAACGGCCUGCCAUUCUCGAAAUUCCUGAGCAAGGUCAAUGAAGGCAAUUCUACUCCGAUGAACGCACUCUGCGCUGCGGUCUUUGUGCAGUUCGUCCUUUUGGCUAUCUAUUUUGGUGCGGUCCAAGGUUUCAAUACUGUUAUCGCCAUCGCUACUGAAGGCUUCUACGUUUCAUACGCGAUCCCCCUCCUAGCUCGCCUCCUCUCCCUAGUGACAUCCGAGCCUGCCUGGAAGAUCGACGGCCAGUACAGUCUGGGCCGCUACAGCAUCCCGCUGAACAUCAUCGGCCUCAUCUAUCUCCUGUUCACGGUCAUCACCUUUAACUUCCCCAGCGUGUCCCCUGUCGACAGCGAGAAUAUGAAUUACACGUCCGCCGCAGUUGGCGUCAUCAUGGUUAUCGCCUUGAUCACCUGGUUCACGACCGGUCGCCGGCAUUUCCGCGGUCCGCAGAGCGGUGGCGUUGUUCUGGAGGGCGAUCAAGUGCAUAUUCCUGGGGCAAAGAGUGGCGCAAAUAUUGGUAGCUCGGAUGGCAGUGACUCUGAGAAAAGGCCUGCGAGUGUUGUAAGGCCUUGA